This is a messenger RNA of Trichechus manatus latirostris (Florida manatee), 1203 nucleotides long. RefSeq names its product YJU2 splicing factor homolog (gene YJU2). Gene Ontology annotation, biological process: mRNA splicing, via spliceosome. The transcript is spliced from 8 exons. The coding region runs from base 198 to 1163 and encodes 321 amino acids. Gene Ontology annotation, cellular component: U2-type catalytic step 1 spliceosome. The record is from RefSeq and is a predicted model, not a curated record. NCBI's taxonomy places the organism in Eukaryota, Metazoa, Chordata, Mammalia, Sirenia, Trichechidae.
GCGGGAGGGACAACGGUAGAUUGGACUUGACAGACGGGAGUCUGAGCCAAUGAAAAAGGCAAGCUGUGCAUACGCCUGUCGAUGGUAAACGCUAGAGGAAGUGACGUCAGCGGAAGUACUCGGCUGAUUGUGGAAGCUAGAUUAAAAACCCAGACUAACCAGUUCUCCGGUGUUUGUGAGAAGAGAGGGAGGCCAAGAUGUCGGAGCGAAAAGUUUUAAACAAAUACUACCCACCAGACUUUGACCCCUCGAAGAUCCCCAAGCUCAAGCUCCCCAAAGACCGGCAGUACGUUGUACGGCUGAUGGCCCCCUUCAACAUGAGGUGUAAGACGUGUGGCGAGUACAUCUACAAGGGCAAGAAGUUCAACGCGCGCAAAGAGACGGUGCAGAACGAGGUCUACCUGGGCCUGCCCAUCUUCCGCUUCUACAUCAAGUGCACACGCUGCCUGGCAGAGAUCACCUUCAAGACAGACCCCGAAAACACAGACUACACAAUGGAGCACGGAGCCACGCGGAACUUCCAGGCCGAGAAGCUCCUGGAGGAGGAGGAGAAGAGGGUGCAGAAGGAACGGGAGGACGAGGAGCUGAACAAUCCCAUGAAGGUGCUGGAGAACCGUACCAAGGACUCCAAGCUGGAGAUGGAGGUCCUGGAGAACCUGCAGGAGCUCAAGGACCUGAACCAGCGGCAGGCCCACGUAGACUUCGAGGCCAUGCUGCGGCAGCACCGCCUGUCCGAGGAGGAGCGGCAGCAGCAGGAGCAGGAGGAAGACGAGAGGGAGACAGUGGCCUUGGUGGAGGAAGCCAGGAAACGACGCCUGCUCGAGGACUCCGACUCGGAGGACGAUGCUGCCCCCGCCCCGCCUCGGCCAGCCACCCGGCCCAAGCCCACCGCCAUCCUGGACGAGGCCCCAAAAGCGAAGAGGAAGGGGGAGAGCUGGGAGCGGAGCAUCGGCACCCUCGGCAGCAGGUCCCAGCUGUCAGGCCUGGUGGUGGUGAGGAAGACAGACCUGGACCGUGGCACCCAGCACAGCCAGCAGGUGCUCACCCCUGGCGCCCCACACAACCAGAAGCCGGCUGACCCUGCACCCCAGACGCCUGGCGCCUCCUCCCUGAGCCAGCUGGGCGCGUACUCAGAUAGCGAGGACAGCAGCGGCAGCAGCUGAGCCCCGCCCAGACCCUUCCCAGGUCUCAGGAUGGCUUGGC